Molecule: messenger RNA, 465 nt
Organism: Daldinia childiae
Lineage: Eukaryota; Fungi; Ascomycota; Sordariomycetes; Xylariales; Hypoxylaceae
Product: putative ubiquitin-conjugating enzyme E2 W
Exons: 3
Coding region: 1-465 (154 amino acids)
Biological process (GO): protein polyubiquitination; proteasome-mediated ubiquitin-dependent protein catabolic process
Cellular component (GO): nucleus
Molecular function (GO): ubiquitin conjugating enzyme activity
Source: RefSeq, a predicted model, not a curated record
AUGGCCAACUUGGGUCCUAGGAGGCUGACAAAGGAGCUGGCUAAGAUCUCGAAUAGCUUGCCUCCCGGUAUUGCUUUAGUCUCUGCAGAUAAUCUCGAAGAGUGGUUUCUUGACAUCCAAGUUCUAGAUCAGAAUCCAAUCUAUGCAGGCCAGACAUACCGUCUAAAGUUCAAGUUCAGCACCUCGUACCCCAUUGAACCCCCCGAAGUAACUUUCGUGAAGCUAGAAAACCGCCCGAUACCUAUGCACCCUCACAUCUACUCAAAUGGAAUCAUAUGCCUCGACUUACUAGGGUCACAAGGAUGGAGCCCCGUCCAGAACGUGGAGAGCGUAUGCAUGAGCAUCCAGAGCAUGUUGACAGGAAACACUAAGAGCGAACGUCCACCCGGCGACGAAGAAUUCGUACGCGGAAACCGCUUGCGACCUAGAGACAUCGAUUUCUACUAUCACGAUAACACCGUAUAA